CCUCCGCAGUCCUCUGAUGUAUCCAUGGCAACAGCUUCUAGUGUUGAUCAUCCCAAGAUGGCGGACGAGGAGAAAGCCACGGCGCUCCCAGUUGCGACUGAUGCCAAGAAACGUCGGGCACCUAAAGCUCCAGAGCUUCCCAUUGUGGAGAGGAGAAACUGGCUAAUCCACCAGCACUAUAUCCACAAAGACUAUGAUACCUGUAAGGGGAUCAUCAAAGAACAACUGCAGGAGACUAAUGGAAUGUGUGAAUACGCCAUUUAUGUUCAAGCACUAAUCAUGCGUCUUGAGGGCAAGAUCCAACAGUCCCUGGAGCUGUUUCAGAGCUGUGCCAUCCUUAAUCCCAGCAGCGCUGACAAUCUCAAGCAAGUGGCGAGAUCACUAUUUCUCCUGGGAAAGCACAAAGCAGCUAUUGAAUUCUAUCAUGAAGCUGCGCAGCUCAACGAGAAAGACUGGGAGAUCAGCCAUAAUCUGGGCUUGUGCUACUUCUUCAUCAAAGACUUCAAAAACGCUGAAGAGCAACUAAACAUAGCUCUCCAGAUAAACAAACAUGACAAGACUUUCAUGAUGCUGGGGAAGGUUCAUCUGCUGGCUGGAGAAACUGAAAAGGCCAUCGACGUGUAUAAGAGAGCAGUGGAGUUCUCUCCAGAGAACACUGAAGUCCUGACUACUCUCGGCCUGCUGUUUUUACAGCUUGGGAAAUACCAAAAAGCAUUUGAGCACCUUGGAAAUGCCCUUACUUUUGACCCCAACAAUUAUAAGGCCAUCCUGGCUGCAGGCAGCAUGAUGCAGACCCACGGUGACUUUGAUGUGGCCAUGAACAAGUACCGAGUGGCAGCAUGUGCUGUGCCUGAGAGCCCCCCUCUCUGGAACAACAUCGGCAUGUGCUUCUUCGGAAAAAAGAAAUAUGUAGCCGCCAUCAGCUGCCUGAAGCGGGCCCACUACUUGUCUCCUUUUGACUGGAAGGUGUUGUACAACCUGGGUCUGGUACACCUGACCAUGCAGCAGUAUGCCUCUGCCUUCCACUUCCUUAGUGCAGCUAUCAACCUGAACCCACGAAUGGGGGAGCUCUACAUGUUGCUGGCAGUGGCUCUGACCAACUUGGACGAUGUAGAGAACGCCACCCGAGCAUAUGAACAAGCUGUAACAAUGGACGAAUCAAACCCUCUGGUCAACCUGAACUUUGCCAUCUUCCUCUACAAUCACGGUGAUAAGAAGGGAACUCUGGAUCAGUAUCAGGAGAUGGAGAGGAAAGUCAAUCUACUUCGAGACAGCAGUAGCAGCUUUGAAUUUGAUCCUGAGCUAGUAGACAUGGCUCAGAAGAUGGGAGCUGCCCUGCAGGUGACAGAGAGUCUGGUGUGGACCAAACCAGGCAAGGACUCCAAAUCAAAACCAAACUCUGCAGCAGCCACCAAAGCCCCCGGUGCUCCCCUCGGUACUAACCAAGCUCUGGGCCAAGCCAUGUCUUCUGCUGCGAGCUACAACAAAAAACUCCAGCUGCCAACAGGUUCCAAAGGCCCGUCGAUGCCCCUUGAGCCAGAACCUGAUGUGGACAAAGCCCCCAGCCCGCCCUCUGAUCCUCCUGGCUCCCCAGAACCUGUAGAGACAGAAAACCCCAAACCCAGAACCUCCAAAAAGAAAUCUAAGGUGGAGGAAUGAGUUAGUUUGGUAGCUACAGUCUCAUGUAACAUCUUUGUCAUACGCUCACUCACAUGUUAUGGAGCCAAAUUAAGCUUCUUAAACAGCAGCCGAGCUAUUUGUGAAUUCUAGCCAACUGUAGUUAGACAUGAAGCCUUGAGUUAAAGGCUUCUGGUUUAGGUACAUGCUGCUCAUUUCAUGUCCUACACAAUAAUUUACUUUACAUUGACAAGGGCAACAGCAAUGCACACUUUUGUCACACCAUUUAUUUCAGGAAUAUUGAAUGUCAGUGCAUUACUUAUCACUUUUUAAACCAAAAUUCAGAGAUAAUCAAGUGUGUCUUGUAAAUCUGUGUCGAUGUGGCAGGUGUGGAGCACAGGUCAAAACCCAUUCCAGUGGAUGUUGCAGUGUAAGAACGUCUCUGUUCCACAAAACUGAAUACACACAUUUGUGUUGUUAAGUGUGAGAAAGUGGAGGAGCUCAGCAAUAAGGUUUAACGAUGAAUUUUCCCUGUACUGACAUUUCCAGUGAAGGUGUCAGUCCUAAAACAUGAAUGUGAAGGAAAUGCUGUGACAAUCACCGCUGAAAUCUGAGGACAGAAAGGGAUGUUUUUGAAUAGUCACAGGAUAUUUGCUUGUGUGUAUGAUAGGACUCUUUUUGUGAGGGUUGAGUGUAAAUAGUGACACAUGCUUUUAUAUGUGGAUAAAUGUCAUGUUUAUAGAGAGUAAUGUAUUUAAUAUUAAAUAAGAGACUUUAAAGAAAGUAGCUGUGUCACUUCCUUUAUAAAGUCCAGUUUGUGUUGUACAGUUUUCUAAUGUUAAAGAUCCCCUGUACUCAAAAAUAUGGUUUUAUUGUUUUAUGUCACCUAAAAUCUCUUGACUGUACUGACUGGUAUGUGUGCAAAGUUUGUUACUAAUGAGGUGUUAUCACAUUCCCCUACUGAAAGGGGCGAU
This is a messenger RNA of Epinephelus fuscoguttatus (brown-marbled grouper), 2591 nucleotides long. RefSeq names its product Bardet-Biedl syndrome 4 (gene bbs4). Gene Ontology annotation, cellular component: ciliary basal body. The record is from RefSeq and is a predicted model, not a curated record. Gene Ontology annotation, molecular function: protein binding. Gene Ontology annotation, biological process: protein localization to cilium; cilium assembly. Lineage: Eukaryota; Metazoa; Chordata; Actinopteri; Perciformes; Serranidae. Bases 25 to 1659 code for a protein of 544 amino acids. The transcript has 16 exons.